AGCCGCCGUUUCCUCCGCCUUUCGCGCUCUAGCCACCCGGAAAGCCCAGCCUAAGGGAAGCUGGGCACUGAUUGGCUUCUUUGAAAGUCUACGGGAUACCUGAUUGGUGGAUCCAGGACCCUUUAGCGCGGAUCUACCAUACCCAUUGAUUAACUAUGGAAGACUAUACCAAAAUAGAGAAAAUUGGAGAAGGUACCUAUGGAGUUGUGUAUAAGGGUAGACACAAAACUACAGGUCAAGUGGUAGCCAUGAAGAAAAUCAGACUAGAAAGUGAAGAGGAAGGAGUUCCUAGUACUGCAAUUCGGGAAAUAUCUCUAUUAAAAGAACUUCGUCAUCCAAAUAUAGUCAGUCUUCAAGAUGUGCUUAUGCAGGAUUCCAGGUUAUAUCUCAUCUUUGAAUUCCUUUCCAUGGAUCUCAAGAAAUACUUGGAUUCUAUCCCUCCUGGUCAGUUCAUGGAUCCUUCACUUGUUAAGAGUUAUUUGUACCAAAUCCUACAAGGGAUUGUGUUUUGUCACUCUAGAAGAGUUCUACACAGAGACUUAAAACCUCAAAAUCUAUUGAUUGAUGAUAAAGGAACAAUUAAACUGGCAGAUUUUGGCCUUGCCAGAGCUUUUGGAAUACCUAUUAGAGUAUAUACACAUGAGGUAGUAACACUCUGGUAUAGAUCUCCAGAAGUAUUGCUGGGGUCAGCUCGCUACUCAACUCCAGUUGACAUUUGGAGUAUAGGUACCAUAUUUGCUGAAUUAGCAACUAAGAAACCACUUUUCCAUGGGGAUUCAGAAAUCGAUCAACUCUUCAGAAUUUUCAGAGCUUUGGGUACUCCCAAUAAUGAAGUGUGGCCAGAAGUGGAAUCUUUACAGGACUAUAAGAAUACAUUUCCCAAAUGGAAACCAGGAAGCUUAGCAUCCCAUGUCAAAAACUUGGAUGAGAAUGGCUUGGAUCUGCUCUCGAAAAUGUUAGUCUAUGAUCCUGCCAAACGAAUUUCUGGCAAAAUGGCACUGAAUCAUCCAUACUUUAAUGAUUUGGACAAUCAGAUUAAGAAGAUGUAGCUUUCUGACAGAGUUUCCAUGUGUUGUGUCGAGAACAGAUAGCUGUAUUUUUACUGUUAACUGUUUUUGUGUUGUGUAUUUUUCUUUUCUUUGUUGUAAAAUUUAAGCUGUGCCUCACCUUCUGAUUUCAAAAGUGUAACUUAAAAAUGUAAAUACUGUUCUAUAUGAAUUUAAAUAUAAUAAUUCUGUAUAUGUUUGUAGAUCCCACCGUAACAACUAUUUGUUACUAUAAUAAAACUAUAUAAAUCUAGUACUGAUGUCAGGAAUUGGGAAAAAUUUGAGUUAGCUUAAAUCAUCUAAAAUCCUACAGCAGUCUGCUUUUCCUGUAGUUGGAAAUACUAAACUUUACGAAAGUGUGCUAAGUUGAAAAUUCAUAAUGCUUUGAAGUAUUUUUAUGCUCUGAAUGUUUAAAUUUUCUUGUCAGUUUCUUGCCAUGUGGUAACUCUACAACCUGCCCAAAGAUGAAUAUUUUUCUACUGGUAUUUCAAUUCGUGACCUAAAUGUUUAGGCAUUCAGAUGAGAAAACUAUCCAGAUUUGAGAACUGACGCUUAAUUUAGAGAGGUUUUUAGUAACUUAUAAAACUAACAUUAGCGUAUGCCAAAGUUUGCUAAGUUUUACAGUCAGAGAUUAAGGGCUGUCCACAGCAGGGAAGAACAGUUUAGAAAAUUUAUGGGCUAUCCUAUUUUUAGGUAGGUUAUGAAAGUUAUUUGUCUGAGUGAAUUCUUGUGCUUGGUCAGAGGUAAUAACUAUACAAAGGAGUAGUGGCUUAUCUUGGCUUUCAAGCCUGACUUUAAAACUCGGUUUGUAAAUUUUGACAUAGUUUAGUUUAUUAGCAGCCUUCUUCUAGUUUAUUAGCAGCCUUCUUAGAAGGUUCUAAUGUAAAAUUAUUUAGCUAAAAUCACUAGCUUUGGGAAUUGUUUAAUUAAUAAUGCUGCUCGUUGUGAUUUUUACCUGUAAGCAGGCUAAUUUAUUUGUUAUAGCCUAGAGAAAUGUCUCUGAAAAUAGUUUUAUCAUUUUUAGUGUACAUCUAUCCAUUGUCUGCCCAUAGACUCUAUUUUUCCUCCUGGUUACCUAUGGCUAGAAUGGGCAUUCUUGUGUGACUGAUCCAGUUGAUUGAACAUGUAAUGGGUGAUCUACCUAAUCUUGUUGUCUUAGAAUUUUUGCACUUGAGGAGAAAGGAUGGGUCACUUUCUUUGGCAACAGGGCUUAUAAGUUGAGAGUUUUGGUGGCCUUGUCCUAGGUGCUUUGGUGGAAGCCCGCCUGCAGUAAGGGAAUGCAGAGCUUGGAAGUCAUUUGAGGUCAUACUGUGGAGAGAUUUCAUGGCGGGAAUUUGUUAAAUGAGAGGUCACACCAAAGAUUGAAUUGAGAUGGUGACGUGGUGUAUCUGCAGAAUUGUGUUUUCUUACCUAUGAAGUGAAGUAUUGAAGUGAGUCUACUUUUCAAAUUGUGCAUUGCAGCCCUUUAGCGGUUCAGGGUCAGCAUUAAUCAAUCAUACCCUCCCCCCAUGCUGAAACUACUGGUGUAUCUUAUAUAAUUAUUUCUUGGUGUUUUUGUUUCAAUAAUAUAUAGAUGCACUGGUGUCGCCAAUGUUUGGGGCCUUGUGGACUUGGUAGAAGCAGCAUGCAUCCUCACUACUAUUGUUCCAUGCAGUCUAAUUGUUUGAAAAGUCAGUAAUUCAUCAAUUGAGAACCUCCUUAGUGGACCAGGGAAAUGAGACUGUAGAACACUGCCAACAGUUGCUGUAAUGAGUGACCACCCUUCCGUCCUGCUCCAGCUAUCUGUGUAGUCCCACGUGAAGUGUUUAUGUCAGCUUGAGUGACUGGGUGAAGAGCUACUGAAUUGGGUCCUCAUCUCGUGCAUAUUUUUACAUUGGCUUGUGCCAUGGUGCUUCUGAUUAAUUUUAAAGUGGAUCUUUUCUCUGAGCUAAUAGUUCUUAUAUUUGUUGUGUGCUAGAAACACCUGAGACUAAUGCUGGUCCCACCCUGAACAAUUCUGAAAUUGAAAAUUUGUCUCUUUUCAAAAUUUCCCCAGGGUGAUUCUGACGUAGCCAGUUAUUACCAGUUGGUGGUGAGUUUAACAACUUUGGACCGACAUUUAGUUUUAGUUGUCUCAAAACUUCAUGUCACCUUGCAUUAUCUUUAACUUGUUCUAUUUCUGUUUCAGGCUGUACUCUUUAGUGAGGGGAGGGGCUUGUAUAUUUCAUCACCAAUAGACGACUUCCAUAUACUAUGACAAUUGCUCUACCUCUCAUUGUCCGUAGGCUUUAGAGAAGGGUUUUUUUUGUUGUUGCUGUUAAAGUUAAAAUAUAUAGGCAGUAAUGGUGCAAAGAAGUUAAUACGUAAUUUGUAGUAAAAUCUUACUAAUUUAUGUGUGGACAUGGCGUAUGUGAAUUAAAUGUUUGAAAAAAAAUGAUAGUGUUUUAGAGUUAAUAAAAGGUCUUUUGGGGACUUAGAUUAACAUACUAAAAUAAUUUUUAAUUAGUAAAAAGUAAUUUUUAAAGUACUUAAGGAGACUUGAAAGUUCUACUAGGUGGAAUACACUUCCACUUUAGUGCCUUUAGCAAACUGUAGUUCAUAAUAGGUCAACUUCAGUUCCACGCCUUUUAAAUGUUGCCAUAUUCAAACUGAAGUCGGUGAGGUUCCAUGGGACCCUCGGAUCAUUUUACAUUUUGCGGACAGAGUAGAGACAAUUAGAGAUGUUUGUGGGCUAUGGAGUUAAGAGAGUAGUGGGCAUUGUUUAAAUAAGUCUGGGACAAGAUGGAUAGAGUAUUGAAUGAUUAAAGGGAAAGCGAGGGAUGGAGGGAUCAAGGGUGAAAGUCCCUGAAGAGAGAGGUACUUCCGACCUAAAAAUAGCAUCUAGUAGAAGGCUCAGGUGGGAUAUUAAUGGUACUGACAAGGAUUGUAACUUUAGACCCUUUGGAGAAAGGAGUGAAGUUUAAUGAAGUAUUUGGAAGCAAGACUAGACGUUUUUAGUCCCAUGCUGUCAUGUAAAUAUCAAGUUUCUAAGAUGCCUUAAAAGCUUCAGAAGAGAUGCAUUGAGAGUCAUAGACUUGUUGAGGAGGAAAAAAGGUAUCACAAUACCAGCAUUCCUGAGAAUGCUGAAUUAGGGUCUCCUGGAGAGCUUGUUAAGAGAUUCCUGGACCGUCCCCAGCAUGUGAUUCAGUACAUCCUGCGUAGCCACGAAUAUACUUUCUUAACAAGUUCCCAGGUGAUGUUGCUGGUGGCCCAGGGACCACACUUUGAGAAUCACUGCCUGGAUGGUUCUCAGAACUCUAGAGAACUGAACAGAAACCUAGCUAUUUGGUCAGCUUA
Messenger RNA from Aethalodelphis obliquidens (Pacific white-sided dolphin), 4361 nucleotides. It is a transcript of the gene CDK1, whose product is annotated as cyclin dependent kinase 1. NCBI's taxonomy places the organism in Eukaryota, Metazoa, Chordata, Mammalia, Artiodactyla, Delphinidae. Bases 156 to 1049 code for a protein of 297 amino acids. Gene Ontology annotation, biological process: protein phosphorylation; mitotic G2 DNA damage checkpoint signaling; G2/M transition of mitotic cell cycle. Gene Ontology annotation, molecular function: cyclin-dependent protein serine/threonine kinase activity; ATP binding. The transcript has 8 exons. The record is from RefSeq and is a predicted model, not a curated record. Gene Ontology annotation, cellular component: nucleus.